AUCCAGUUGUCUACUUGCGAGUUUUGGUCAUUGAAUUCGGCUAUCUUGACGGGAAAUCUUCGAUUUCAAUCAUGGCGCCAGCAAGUAUUACAUUAAUUGUUGAGCCCCGGGGUAAACCGAUCAAGAAGCUCCCCAAGGAAAUUCAAAUCAGUCCCAAUGCUCCCGCCCAGGAGAUCUACACGGCGCUCGCGGCGGCCUCCGGCUUUUCCAUCCAUCGCCUGAGAAUUACUAAAGGAAGCGACCGCAGUGUAGUACCCAAUUCGAAGGAGACUACAGUCGAUGAUACCGGUCUGAAAGAGAGAAGUGUUGUCCAUGUCAAGGACCUUGGUCCCCAAAUUGGCUGGCGCACCGUAUUUAUCAUUGAGUAUUUUGGCCCUCUGGUCAUCCCUGCUCUGUUCCUCUACCCUCUUCGUCCGUAUCUCUAUUACAAUUUCGACAAGCCACUUCCCGAACCAUCCUAUCUUCAGCAAUUGGUCUGUGCACUGUUGUCUAUUCAUUUCCUGAAGCGUGAAUUUGAGACCAUCUUCAUCCACCGCUUCAGCAAUGCCACGAUGCCAGCACGCAAUAUCUUCAAGAAUAGCGCACACUACUGGGUCCUGGCUGGCUUGAAUAUCGCCUAUUGGGUUUUCCGCCCCGACGCGUCUGCAGUCAACGAACCGAACCCUGCUCUCCUCUACGCUGGUCUCGGCCUCUUCGUUUUUGGUGAACUGGCCAACCUGAACUCGCAUUUGGUGCUACGUGGCCUGCGCCGUCCGGGUACGACAGACAGGGGUAUUCCCUCAGGAUUUGGAUUUAACCUUGUCACCUGCCCGAACUACCUGUUCGAGAUCAUGGCCUGGGUCGGUGUCUAUCUCGUUAGCGGUCUCAGCUGGAGCGUGCUGUUCUUCAUCGCCGUCGGCGGUGCGCAGAUGGCCGCGUGGGCUAAGAAGAAGGAACGCCGUUACCGCAAGGAGUUCGGUGACAAGUACAAGCGCAAGCGCUCCGUUAUUGUUCCUGGUCUUAUUUAGUUUUGACCAGAAGAAAUCAAAUCACUUUCUUUUUCAAAGACUGUGGUGAGGUACGGCUAGCUCUGGCCUUGUUACUCUUACUCAUUUCGAACCUGGUCACUCUCAGGUUCAUUGUUUUAAAUAGAGCCGUUAGAACAGUAGUCCGUGGCAGGGGACAAGUGUUUCUUCUAACAUGGCUACUCGAAAACUAAUCAUGACCGGUAUCACGGGCUAUGGUGUCAGCCCAUGAUUUCCAAUUGUACGUUUCCUCAAGAUACUUCUGUCAAAAAUACUAGAAAUAAUAAUUGAGUAUUUGUUACAUUAAACAUCAAAA
This is a messenger RNA of Aspergillus nomiae NRRL 13137, 1320 nucleotides long. RefSeq names its product trans-2-enoyl-CoA reductase (NADPH) TSC13. The record is from RefSeq and is a predicted model, not a curated record. Gene Ontology annotation, biological process: very long-chain fatty acid biosynthetic process. The annotation marks the transcript as partial. The transcript is spliced from 3 exons. Gene Ontology annotation, molecular function: oxidoreductase activity, acting on the CH-CH group of donors. NCBI's taxonomy places the organism in Eukaryota, Fungi, Ascomycota, Eurotiomycetes, Eurotiales, Aspergillaceae.